GGCCGCCAUACGCGCCUACGCAUUUUCGUGAUGUCAGUUGAGCAGCGACAGGCUACGGCACAGUGUUAAAAUUACUGAUGGCGCAGGAGGCGGACGAAAUAGAUAUAAUGAUUAAUUAUCACGGGGGUUUCGAAAAAAUAGAUCGGAAAAACAGCCGUUAUCCUUAUUGCGUCGUUUGGACACCUAUUCCAAUACUCUCGUGGUUGCUCCCCUUCAUUGGUCACAUGGGGAUCUGUACUUCUGCAGGUGUGAUAAGAGACUUCGCUGGAUCGUACUUAGUGUCUGAAGAUAAUAUGGCCUUUGGAAGACCAACAAAGUACUGGAAGCUUGAUGUUGAUAAGGUGUGUGGCACUGGCUCAGCUGCCUGGGACAAGGCAGUGCACGACGCAUCGGAGGAGUACAAAUGCAGGCCGCACAACCUCUGCUGUGAUAACUGCCACUCCCACGUGGCCCUGGCCCUUAACCUCAUGCGCUACGACAACAGAACGUCCUGGAACAUGGUCAACCUAUGCCUGUGGUCCCUUAUCCACGGCAAGCAUGUCAGCUGUGUGUCGUUCCUCAAGACCUGGCUGCCCUUCCUUAUGUUGACUGGAGCCCUCGUCACCUUCAUCCUAACGCUCAACCUGCACUGACCACACAAGGGACACGAAGAAGGAAACGGAGGGGAGAGAUAAUACGAGGGAUUUUCCUGCUCCGUUGUAAUCAUAAAAAGUGAAAGAAGAAGAAUAAAUGUUUCGAUGGGACACUUCUUUGUGCAGUGCUAACAUUCACACCCUCAUGAGGGCAGUUAUGUCCAGCUGUUCUGGCUUGUUUUGAAGUACCUUUUACUAGAUUCAGAAAGGAAUGUCAUAUAAAUGAAUGUUUGGCUUGGGAUAGUCAUAACUAUAUAUAUAUAUAUAUAUAGAACUGAUAUAGCAUCUGCUAAAUGACGAUAAUUUAAAUGUAAAUAUAUUGUCUAUUGUCAUAAAUUCAAUUUGGUCUCUCUUACUGACUCCUAACCCCCAUUUAACCAGUGUGGGCCACCCGUCACUCUUAAAUGCCCCCAGCUUAUACCCACUCAACAUCAUUUUACUUUAUAAUUGUUUACUAUAUUUUAUCAGACAGUGUUUGUUUUUCAUGCAGUAAGUUCGCUGAAGCAACAUGCUUGGGAAUGUUAAUAUACUCUACAGUAGUCCAUAUGCAUGACCACUCAUUCGAUAGAAUUACAGAAAUGAUGGGCAAUAAGCUAUACCAUAGGCUAGUAAAGUCAAAUCAAAUUGUAUUUGUCAUGCUUCGUAAACAACAGGUGUAGACAAACAGUGAAAUGCUUCCCAUCAAUGCAGAGAGACAGAAAAUAUAGAAAAGUAAUAAUAAAUACAGCGUAACGCUAACCUUGCUUAUGGGGUAGCAGCACAGAGUCGAUCUGCAGGGGUACGAGGUAAUUGAG
Molecule: messenger RNA, 1426 nt
Organism: Oncorhynchus kisutch (coho salmon)
Lineage: Eukaryota; Metazoa; Chordata; Actinopteri; Salmoniformes; Salmonidae
Product: transmembrane protein 222
Exons: 6
Coding region: 78-632 (184 amino acids)
Source: RefSeq, a predicted model, not a curated record